UUGUGUCCCUCCUCGCUUGCAGUGUUCCUGUAGGCACUGGGACGUACCACAUACACCAAAAACAUGGGGGUGAGCAUGAGAUUUUGCCGUGGAAUUCCAGCGCACAUACGCGGUACCUCAGCCCAGUAAGUCACAGCACCAGCCUAAUCUUCAGCAAAAACACCAGUCAGCUGGGCAAUAAGGCACCGGUUCACCGGACUGAAACGUUUACUCCUUGCUGCAUUGAGACUCCCCCCGCUGGGUGAAUGAAUGGUUGAUCCUGUGUUGGAGAGAGUCAGAGAACAGCCGGUGCUUACAUCUUUUGACAGCUCCGCAAGGUGCUGUUUGGGACAAGAGUGGAGGUUGCGAGAGCCGCUUCUUUGGUGGCGUCCACGGGAACAGGUUAGAGGGGCUGCCCGUUGUUCCCCAUUAGCCGCUGCUAGUGAUAGUACUAGUGAUAGUGCUAGUUACCCUUUGGUUUAGGUGCUGCGGGGCUGAUCCCCUGGGAGGAGCCGAGAGAGAGAAGGGGGUCACACCUGGCAAGUGCCAUGCACUGAUCCCCCUCCUUCCAGCCCGCACCGCCCCCUCCCCGGCCAUUCCCGGCACAUAAAUGAUAGAGGAUACCAUGACUUUGCUGUCUCUCCUGGGUAGGAUCAUGCGCUACUUCUUACUCCGCCCGGAGACCCUGUUCUUGCUGUGUAUCAGCCUGGCCCUGUGGAGUUACUUCUUCCACACGGACGAGGUGAAGACCAUCGUGAAGUCCAGCAGGGACGCCGUGCAGAUGGUAAAGGGCAAGGUGGCCGAGAUGAUGCACAACGAGCGCCUCGGAGGGAUCGACGUGCUGGAAGCGGAGUUCUCCAAGACUUGGGAGUAUAAGAGCAACAAUGUGGCCGUCUAUUCCAUCCAGGGCAGGAGGGACCACAUGGAGGACCGCUUCGAGAUCAUCACCGACCUGCUCAACAAGAGCCACCCUUCUAUCUUUGGCAUCUUUGAUGGACAUGGAGGAGAGAUCAAGUCACUGAAAGAAAGGUGCCCAGGGUCACAGGAAAAUGUGCCUAACGCAAACUACAUCCAGAUCGGACGCUCAAGCCCACAGUUUAUUCUUGCUGCAAGAUGUACCCAAAAUUUAAAUAAUUAGUAGUCUGUGGGCCUAAUCCAUUAGGGAAUGUGAGCUGACCAGUUUCUUUACCAGAUAUUCAACUAGUGACUUUACAACAACACUUAUCAUGUGGCCCACUUUGCAUGAAUUUACAUUGUGAUGCAACUGGGACGGCCCCUAGCAAACCACAAUGAAGGAGAAGUAUAUGCUUUUGACUUGUUUGUUUUGUGUAGAAUCAUCCAUUGACAGUAUAUAAUAGUAUAUAUUAUGUGUAACUCUUGGAUGUGCCCAAACAUCCAAAUUGGCAGCCAAAGGGGGGGGGGUACCUGUUGUUUGCCAAUGUGUUGUCAUUCAGUUAUUUGAGAGAUUCUUGACCUUCUCCCAACAACAUAUACAUAUGCAGCCCAGUAGAACUCAUUGAAUGCAGCUAAUACUGCCUUCUGCUGAGCCUUCAUGUUUUGGAGUGAAUCCUUCGAGGAUAGAAAUUGCUUUAAAUGGACCCAGUAGAUGUUUCCUAAAGCCCCUGGUAAACACCUGUAUUAGUCAUUCACUAGAAAGAUAAAAGCCUGGCUGUCCCUGAUAUCCCAGUUUUAUGUAUUAAGGUGAUAUGUGCUACCUAGCAGCACUUGCCACUGUUUUUCUUUUUCUGUUUUUUCUAAGUAGCUUUACAUUUGAUGCCAAAAUCACUCCUAGUUAUCCUCGAAUCCAGCUGAAUUCCUACAUAUUAUAUAGAAUAAUUCACUUCAUAGUCUAUUUAUUUAUCAUACCCAGGUCCAGACUGGGAUUCACAAUAGGCCCUGGUAUUCCACAGUACACACAGGCCCCACACAGCCCCCACCAGCUCAAUAAAUGGCAACUUACAGCAGCUCCUCUGGCAUUUGCCAGAACCCACAUAUUGCCAGUCCGGGCCUGCUUUAGACACAGUACAGAUCAGGAAUUGCAUAUGAAGAAGUGUCAAUGAAAACAGAUUCAGGAAUGGAUUUAGAAAGGAAACUGCAAUCUUGAUUAUUGCGGGGAAGUCUGCACUGGGUAAACUACUUGAGAAGUGGCGUAAUGAUAUCCCUGAGUUAGACACUGACGCCUGGAAAGAGGUCCUCGAUUCUAUUUUUGACCAUAUUGUUGCUUCCCGGGAUAAAAUGAUACAAUAUAAGUUUUUACACAGAGCUUAUCUUACCCCUAGUGUGCUAGCCAAAAUGUCCCCAACCCAGGUGGAUGAAUGCCCCAGGUGCCAUCUCUCUCCAGCAGACUUCAUGCACAUGGUUUGGUCGUGUAAUAAGAUACAAAGGUUCUGGAGGGAGAUAGCACAGUAUAUGUCUGACAUGCUGGAUGCACCAAUUAUGGUGGAACCCCGGGGUAUGCUUCUGAAUCAAGUUGCGGAUCUAGCUCCCACGGUAGCGGAGAAAGCAUUGCUUUCCAUACUGUUUGCUUAUGCCCGUAAAUCCAUCACCAUGCAAUGGAAGGCGCCUCAGGCCCCAACUAUACAAUUCUGGGAGACGCAGAUUGCACAUGCAGUACCACUGUACAAACUUCUCUAUAUAAGACGAGGUUGCCCGGCAAAGUUUGAGAAAAUAUGGUCCCCUUGGAUUGACGCACACGAUAGUCACAAUUAGAACCAAGGCAACUACCCUAAUGUUUCCAAGGAUAACCUAAACAGAAAAGGAAAAUAUACAUGCCUACUCAGACCCUUCCCCACCAUAGGUAGAGUGCAAUACAAACAUAAUGAAGUAGUGCAAAGUUAAGUUUAGUUAGGUUUAUUGGUUAUCUAGUAGCAGAGUAAUUAGGGUAGUACAUACAAGGUAUAGAAGCUACAAACGUGGUAAAAGGAUGUCAUGGCUAUGGUAAACUGAUUACAACGCUGUAAUAAUGUCUGUGUUACAUGAAUACACUGAGUAAACUUGUAUCUCAUCCAUGUUAAUGUACUGUAUUGAACUAAAUAAAGAAACUUUUGUUAAAAAAAAGAAAGGAAACUGCAAAUCUCAGUGUUGGUGUCUAUUUUUUUCUGUUGUGUGUAUCAGCUGCUGCGAGGGAUCAGUGGAAGAGCAUUCCUGGAAACAGAGUUGGACAGAUCUGUGUAAGUGUUGGGCCAGAGAGUAACAUGCAGAGCACUGGCACAGAUCACACAGAGAGGAGCCCGUUGGAUUUCCAUAUGCUUAUGUAGCUGGUGCUUUCUGCUACGUAGCUGGAUCUUAGAAUUUUUUUUUUCAGAUAUGAUUGAAGUGCUUUCCAGCCAGGGCUGCCAUCAACAACAUUUUCUGGGCCCCCAGAGCCCACUCCCCAACCCCCCACAGUACAAAGGCCAAACAAACUUGGUCUCUAAAACAGUAAAAAGCCUUUUGGACAAAGGAUUAUUAAUCCUGCCACCACAUCAAACAGUAUAAUUUGUGGCCAGGAGAUUCCUAACAGAUUAAA
Xenopus laevis (African clawed frog) is the source of this 3487-nucleotide messenger RNA. RefSeq names its product protein phosphatase 1L-like. Bases 590 to 1117 code for a protein of 175 amino acids. Lineage: Eukaryota; Metazoa; Chordata; Amphibia; Anura; Pipidae. The record is from RefSeq and is a predicted model, not a curated record. The transcript is spliced from 2 exons.